Molecule: messenger RNA, 1704 nt
Organism: Lactuca saligna
Lineage: Eukaryota; Viridiplantae; Streptophyta; Magnoliopsida; Asterales; Asteraceae
Source: the annotation of a GenBank genome assembly
AUGAAUUUAGAAGACCCAGUAGCGAAUCAGUCGUUUACAACACAUACAAUUGAAGAUAUUGAUGCAAAUUCUUCUUUGGAACCAACGUUUGAAUUUGAGAAAAUAAAUGAUGACAAUGUGAAUCUUGCAUGUGACGAAGAUGAAGCUAAGGAUCUAAGCAUUAUGGGUAAGGUUUUCAAUACACCUAAGGAUGCAUAUACAUUUUAUAACCAAUAUGCUUUUCUACAUGGAUUCGGCACUAAGAAGUGUCGUAGAGAUUUGAGAACAGGAUGUCAAGCAAUGCUUCGGAUUUCAAAAGGAAAAGAUGGAGAAUGGUUUGUGGAUGUGUUUAAUGACAAGCAUAAUCAUGAGUUAAGUAUUACACCUACCAAAGUGAUGAAACAUCGUUCUCAUGGGAAGAUCCACCGUUCAAUGGCGUGCAAGUCUCUUAUGGUGGAACUUGGUCAAUCAGGGUUAAGGCCUUGUCAAAUCAAAAAGGCUAUCAAUGUAAUGAAAACUCCAUAUAAUGUCGAUGUUACCUCAAAGCAAUGCACCGAUGUUUUAUUCGAGCAACGAAAACAGUACAAAGUCGACUCUCGAAGGGUUGCCGAAGAAGAUGAAGACUUCAAGACGAUGAACUCCAGUCUGAUGCUUUCUUCUGUUCAUCCGAUAGAAGCAAAAGCAGGUCAGUUUUAUACAAGAAAAAUGUUUGAGGUUUUCAAAAAAGAAUGGAUAGAAGCUAAUUGUAAUUUAACCCAUGAGACUUUAAGUAAAACCCCAGAAGAAAUAAAAUAUAGGGUUGGGCAACUUAAUAUUGAGAAAAGACAUUGGAGAAUUGUUAGCUUUCAUUUUGUGGAUCAUGUGAAUGUCACGUGUUCAUAUGCUAAGUAUGAAACAUAUGGGAUAUUAUGCAAGCAUAGCCUCUACGUGAUGAAGAAAAGACAUGUUGAAACCCUUCCUAGUCCCUUUAUUUUACCAAGGUGGACACUUAGUGUAAGGUACAAGGUGGGUAAUAGCAGCAUUAGACUCGAUGAAAUGAAUAGUGAAAAUGGACUUAGUGCCUUAACUUUAUGGUGUGUUCGUUCAAAUUGUGACAAAGCAAUCGAACAAGCAAGUGACUCGCCUACAGAGAUAGAAAAAUUCAAUAGUUCUGUAAUAAAGUUUUUAGAAGAUCAAAGGAUUCGAAAAAAUUCUAAAGAAUUUGAGACUGUGUCUCUAGAUCCAUACAGGGGAAUUUCUCAAAUAGAUAUGAUACCUCAGUUAUCUGUUCGAGAUCCUGUUGCUCCGAAAAAUACGAAAGGGCGUCCAAAAAAUGCAACUCGAAUUAAGUCUUCUUUAGAGAACAUGAAGAAAAAGAGAACAUGCUCUUACUGCCAACGACUGGGUCAUUAUGCCACCGGUUGUCCAAAAAGAAAGGUGGAUGAAUCUGUAGCAGAAAAACAGUGAUCAUAUGUGUAAUCAGGUGGAUGGUUUCUUUUUCUUGUCUACAUGUGUUGUUGGUUGCUGCUGUGAUCAAUGUGUCCUUUGUGCAUCUUCUGUUUGGUUUCUGCUCGUUAGAGAUGCAUAACUUUACCUCAUAAACAAUUAUUUGUUUUUUUUAUAGAAAAAGCUUACAUAAUUGUUUGGUUAAUUUAUGCAACUUAAGAUAUAUAUUAACAAGUUGAAAGCUUUUAGAAACAUGAAUUUUUAAUGAGUGAAUGCACCUGAGAUUUCGUUUAACGGUUC